Messenger RNA from Gambusia affinis (western mosquitofish), 7129 nucleotides. RefSeq names its product nucleoporin 210 (gene nup210). Gene Ontology annotation, cellular component: nuclear pore. The record is from RefSeq and is a predicted model, not a curated record. Lineage: Eukaryota; Metazoa; Chordata; Actinopteri; Cyprinodontiformes; Poeciliidae.
UGGAAGUCCAAUUAUUGCUAAUGGCGGGUAUUGUACAAAACACGCAGAUUUUACGCUAUUGUUUGUUAUCCGGCUGUGUUGUUCUGCUGUAGCGAUUUUCAAAUUAUUGUCGCUUAUUUUCUGACCUAUUUUCGAGUACAAAGACAACGUCGGAGCCAAACAACAGCGCCAGAGGCGUUUGCUACUGUUAUCUGUAUUAUCAUCAUGUGUGGUAACUAAAGUGUCAAAGUGAAACAGGACAGGAAGACGGCGUGCAUUUGAGUUGAGCAUUAGCUAAACUGCUGGCUAUGCUAACUCACAGAAACGUCUGUUAUACUGCUCCGAUAUCAACCCUAACUUUUAAAAUAUUAAACUAGAUGAGACAAAAAAAGUUAGGCUCGUAAAUAGACUCUAUAUCCCAUUCAUUCGACCCUUCCCUUGGCUCAUAAUAAAUCUGCGGAGUCGGAAAUGAGUCUGGUAAAAUUUUUAGUGUUAUUUUUUAUAACCGUCACGCGGGUCUACGGUUCGUCGAAAUUAAAUAUCCCCAAAGUUUUGCUACCACUUGCGAGAAGUACAAAAAUUAACUUCACACUGGAAACGACUGAAGGCUGCUACAGAUGGUCUUCCACUAGACCUGAGGUUGCAAGCAUCCAGCCUGUGGAAGAGGAUGCUGACAGAGGCUGCUCCCGGAAGGCUGUCCUGCAGGCUCUGUCCACCCAGCCCACCAGACUGACCAGCAUCAUUUUUGCUGAAGAUGUUGUCUCUGGACAGGUGCUCCGCUGCGACGCCAUCGUUGACAUCAUCAGUGAGAUCCAGAUCGUCUCCACCACCAGAGAGCUGCAUCUUGAAGACUCUCCACUGGCGCUCAGAAUUCAUGCACUGGACUCAGAAGGAAAUACCUUCUCUACCCUUGCCGGUUUGGUGUUUGACUGGACCUUAGUGAAAGAUGUAGAUGUAAAUGGAUUCACAGACUCCUACAAUUCAUUACGGGUGCUUAAAUUCUCAGAGUCCACAUACACUCCUCCUGGAUACAUAUCUGAAAUGGAGCGAGUGGGCAAACAAGGUGACAUCAUUCUGGUGUCAGGACUGAAAACAGGACAUGCUAAGUUAAAGGCCAAAAUACAAGAGUCUCUGUAUAAGGAUGUGGGUGCUGCUGAAGUGAGACUGCUGAUUUUAGAGAACAUCCUGCUGAGCCCUGCACACGAUGUCUACUUAAUGGCAGGAGCUUCCAUCAGAUACAGAGUCCUCAAGAUAAGACAAGGCACUAUCACAGAGGUCACAAUGCCUUGUGAUCAGUAUGAACUACACCUUAGAAACAGUGUGGUAGAUCCCAAUGGAGACGCAGGAGUCAGUGUGGCCUCUCUUGAUCAGAGCACCUCUAAAGUUACAGGAGUUCAAAUGGGACACAUCAAUGUGGUGUUGGAUCACAAGAGCCUUCGAAUGCAAGGAGUGUCUCGCCUCCCCAACAGCACGCUCUACGUUGUUGAGCCAGCCUACCUCGGUUUUAAAAUUCAUCCAGGAGAAAGCUGGGUUCUUGAAACAGGCAGAGUGUACGACAUUCUUAUCGAAGUGUUUGAUAAGUCUGGGAACAAAAUUUACCUCUCUGACAAUGUCCGUAUAAGCACUGUUUUUCCUAAAGAGUAUUUUGAGGUCCUGGAUUCUUCUGUGAAUGGAUCAUAUCAUCAUGUCAGACCUCUCAAAGAUGGUCUCACUCUUAUUGAUGCUACCCUAACAGCUGUUGAAGAUGAAAAUGGAAAGGUCCAUGCACUCGUCAACCCGGUGCACAAUGAACAGGAUGUGGAAAUUUAUAACCCUAUAGUCCUCACUCCCAGUAUUCUCACGUUUCCAUGGCAACCAAAAGUUGGAGCAUAUCAGUACACAAUAAAGGCAACUGGUGGAAGUGGAAAUUUCACCUGGACUUCAUCAAAUACAGAUGUGGCCACAGUGACUGUGAAAGGAGUGAUGACCACAGUCCGUGACAUUGGUGUCACUGCAAUUUAUGCUCAUGAUCUACGUAACCCACAUCACUUCGGACAGAUGAAGGUAUAUGUUGUUGAGCCUGUUGCCAUGGACUUUGCUCCAUGUCCAGUAGAAGCCCGCCUGGGCCAAGAUCUGGAACUGCCCCUUCGGAUCUUUGGUUUGCUGGAGGAGUUGGAGAUGGAGCGAGUCAUGUUGAGCGACUGCUCCCACUUUGAUCUGCUGGUCGAGGAGGAGAACCAAGGAGUGUUUGAAGUGUUAGACGGGAAGCUGGCUCCUGGCCAGAAGCACUGCAGUGGAGUGCAAGCCAAGGCCCUGACUCCUGGCUACACGAUGCUUACUGUCAGCUACACUCAUGGCAAUGUGCAUCUCAGUGCCAAGAUCACUGUUGCUGCCUACCUCCCUCUCAGAGCGGUUGACCCUGUGUCGGUGGCUGUAGUCACACUUGGAUCUUCCAAAGACAUGUUGUUUGAGGGAGGACCACGUCCUUGGGUUUUAGAGCCCUCAAAGUUUUUCUGUUCUUCACGAGCCGAGGAUGAGAGCAGCGUGAGCCUCGAUCUGAUUACUCCUUCCUGUCAGAACUGUAAUCGUCACUGGCUUAGAGCAACCUGCAGGGUGCUGGGAGAACAGGUGUUAGAGAUUACGGUGGGGAACAAGGCCACUGUGACCAAUCCAUUUCCAGCUGUGGAGCCGGCAGUGGUCAAGUUUGUUUGUGCGCUUCCAUCACGGCUCACACUGGUUCCAGUUUAUACCAGUCCACAGCUGGACUUAGCCUGCCCUCUGAUGCAGCAGAAUAAACAAGUGGUGCCUGUUUCAAAUUAUCGGAACCCGGUGUUGGACUUGGCAGCUUUUGAUCAGCAAGGAAGGAAAUUCGACAACUUUAGCUCUUUAGACAUUUUGUGGGAGUCAUCAAAGGAGUCCCUGGCUAGUAUUGAGCCCACUAUGCCCAUGGACCUUCAACUGUUUGAAGACAGCAAAAAACAGAUGAAACUACAUGGACGUCAGACAGUUCUUGUCCAUCAACAGACAGGAAUUGCUGCCAUUACUGUGACAGCUGUUGGAUACCAGGUUCCACAUCUAAAAGUUGCCAAAGUUCCAAGUCCUUAUGAACCUUUGACAUCUGUCUCUGCCACACUGGAGCUUCUGUUGGUUGAAGAUGUGAAGGUUUUUCCUGAGAGAGUGACUAUUUAUAACCACCCAGAUGUGCGGUUGGAUCUGACUAUGCAAGAAGGUUCAGGGCACUUUUUUAUGAACACCAGCAUGAAGGGGAUUGUGGAUGUCGUGCUCCAAGAGGCACAAGGCGAAGCUUGGGUUUCUCCAGUCCAUACAGGGACAGUUUCGGUGAUGGUUCACGAUCUUUGUCUGGCUUUUCCAGCACCUGCCAAAUCAGUAGUUCAUGUUUCUGACAUCCUGGAGGUUAAUGUCAGAGUAGUUGACAAGGUGCAGAUUGGCAAAUUUGUUAAAGCUUAUGUCAGAGUGUUGGAUGAUAACAGGAAGCCCUUCUCAGCCAGCUAUUUCCAGUCCAUGAAAUUGAAACUCAAGGCAGCCUCUGUAAUAGUGUCUCUGACUCCUUUAGCAGAGCUGACAGAAAGUGACACGGCAGUGUUUCGGGUGAAAGGACUCUCCAUUGGUCAGACCACCUUGUCAGCUGUUGUUGUGGAUAAAAACGGGAGAAAAAUAGCCUCAGCACCACAGCAAAUUGAGGUGUUUCCGCCUUUCAAGCUUAUUCCCAGGAAAAUGACUCUGUUAAUUGGGGCAAUGAUGCAGAUCACAUCUGAGGGUGGUCCUCAACCCCAAUCCAACAUCCUGUUUUCCAUAUCUGAUGAGGAAAUAGCUUCUGUUAAUAGGACAGAUCUCAGGAUUCAGCUGUGUGUGGAUUUCUUACCUUUAACUUUAAACAAAUUUUUCUUUGACUUGUAGGAUCAAGUAGAGGUAGAAGUUGUUAUUCUGUCGGCCAUUCGAAUCAGAGCACCAGUUACAAGAAUAAAGACUGGAGCACAGAUGCCAGUAUACGUAAUGGGGCUGACCAAUAGCCAGACGCCUUUCUCCUUUGGCAGUGUUGUGCCUAGUCUCAUUUUUUCUUGGUCUACCACUAAGAGAGACAUUCUGGAUGUCCACUCCAGGCACACUGAGGCUAAUGUUGAACUUCAGUCGGAGCAUAAUUUUGGCAUGACAGUGACAGGGAGAACAAGAGGCCGGACUGGGCUGAAGGUGGUUCUCAGAGUUUCUGACUCAAAUGCUCAGCAGCUAGAGGGAAAUGUUCUGGAGCUCAGAGAUGAGAUCCAGAUCCAGGUCUAUGACAAGCUACACGUGAUUCAUCCUCAAGUAGAAGCUGAGGAGAUCCUGAUGGCUCCAAACUCUGCCCUCAAGCUCCAAACUAACAGGGAUGGUGUGGGUGUGCUCUCCUACCGGAUGCUGGAUUGCCCUGACCAGCUUGUUGUUGCUCAAGUUGACAAUAAGGGCCUCCUCUCAUCUGGUUCUCUCACUGGGAUGUGUUCUCUACUGGUCACCUCACAGGAGAUUUUCGGUGUCAAUCAAACUCUCAUCCUCACUGUGAAGGUGGUUCCUGUGUCCUACGUCCGCUUCAGUGCCAGUCCGGUGCUGAACACUCUCACUAGAGAGGGCCCGAGUGCCUUUCCUCUGGGAAUCCUGCUCACCUUCACUGUCCACUUUCAUGCUAGCACUGGAGAGGCCAUGCACAGCUCAAACUCCCAGCUUACAUUUUCUACAAACAGGGAUGAUCUGGUCCAGCUGGGAGUCGGCCCCACUAACCACUCAGUGACAGUGAGAACAGUCAAUGUAGGUCUCACACUUCUGGCACUGUGGGAUAAUGAAAACAUGGGCGUGGCGGACUACGUUCCACUUCCUGUUGAUCAUGCUAUCUAUAUGGAUUAUGCCAAUAAGCUGGUUGUGGGUGAUGUGGUCUGCUUCCAAGCCAAGCUAACAAACCCAGAUGGAGCUCCUGGCACAUGGAGUUCCUCUGCAGACGGUGUUCUCCAGGUGGACCCUAAAAGCGGGGCAGCUGUAGCCAGAGACUCUGGCGUAGUGACUGUGUUCUACGAGAUAUCUGGUGUUCUGAAAACCUACAGAGAGGUAAUUGUGGAAGCGCCUACUACAACAGCUGCUAUGGCUCAACCUUCACCUGUCAGGUCUGGAAAGGAGACAAAAGUUCUUCUUACUACCAGAGAGAGAGGAACCAACCUCAUCGGAACCUGUUCGCCUAUCCAGAUAGCAGCUAUUGCAAAGCUUGAGCCAGAGAAAUCUGUCAGCUGCCUUCUCAGCUUCACCAGCGACACUAUCGACUUCUCUCCCAACGACGUGUUCAAAACACACACGGGCUUUGACUCCAGUAUUGGUCUCUAUACUUGCACAAUGACCCUGCAGCCCACGACUAAUCAACAGACCCGUGUGCUUAGUGUUUCCAUGACCAAUCUGCUGGUGAAGGCUGGCCUAGUUGGCAGCGUUUUCACCGGAGAGCAGGUCAGCAACCAGCUGACCAUCGAGCCGGGGCUUUACUCGGACCAGACCGAGCUGCUGCUCUCCAACAUGCACCCGUCUGCUGAGUUCACAGUUUACGGCCCCCCCGCUGUUCUGUCCACCAUCGAGGUGACGUCCACUUCUCCCAGUCUUUCCAUCUACGAGAAGGAGGUUCAGCAAGGAUUCCCCAGUUAUACGAAGUACAUCGUUAACGCUGUGGACCCCCAUUCAGCAGUUUCAGCUUCUGUCGACAUAAGCAGUGCUUCUUCUGGCCAGAGUUUGGUCAUCCCUGUCAGUUUUAUUCAUGUUAAUGAUCCCAACGCUGCCAAGCAAGCGGCUCCUCCUACUUUCAUAGAGGAUAACAACUCCUUCCACAGCUUCAUAAACUGCUACCAGAUGAUGUUCUGCACCUUGUUCGCUCUGCUGGCGGGCACAGCUAUCAUCAUCAUUGUCCUGCACUCUUUGUUGUCUCCAAAGGAGCAGUCGUAUCACCCGGCUUUCAUCCAGAGAACACCGCCACCCCUCACUGGUCUCGACUCGCCCGUAGCAAAUUCUUUCAACCGCAUGACGCCGAGAGUUAGUCCAAACAGCACGUACAGAUCGCAGCUCUAUUCUCCAGAUUACAAGUCCUGAUUGGGCGCCGUGCUUGCGUCCUCUGUUCUUCGACACGACACGUCGGGUCAUUAAUAUAUGAAGAAUGUGCCUCUAACCCUCAGCAGGAAAGCUGUGGGAUGCUGCAGAAUAUCUGCCUUCAAAUGUUGGUACAGAAACUUAAAAAAAAAAAGAAGAUAUCAUUUAAAAUUAAUGCAGAAUGAUUGCAAGGCUCUGUCUUUUUCUUGGUAUGUUUUCUGUUAAGUGUGAUGUGGUGUUUGAAUACGAAGAGCGGGUGGUGUAGAAAUGAUACACACCGUGCUGUUCUGUUGUGUUUCGCCUCUUCAUUAAUGACUGAUGUAUUUGCAAAAUGCUUGAACACCAAAUUAUUUGUUUGAGCCUGAAAAGAUGUCUAUUUUGUUUGGUGUUAACUUGUGUGCCGCUUAUAUUUGACACGUGAAGGUCAAUAACUCAGGAAAACAACCCUAUCCAUUUUCGAGUAGCAAGCUAACUUAAUAUUUUUCUAGAACAACACGACCUCUGUUGGUUGUAGCUUUGAUAACCGUCGUUCACUGAAUCCAUCCUGAAAGGUGCCGAACCCUCCAAAUGUGUUGAACACCAACUAAGUUGGUCUAAUUUCUAUCUUGGGCAUUUUUUAAUUAUUAAUUUACUGUUCUAAGGUUUGAGCCAAAAUAAAUGCAGUUUCUUUUUUUUUUCUUUUUUUAAAUGUGAAACAGUUGCAAAUGUGAAGCAUCAUUCAUUUUAUCUGCAGUAGAUGUGUCUUUAUGAAAGCACUCAAAUGUGAUAUGGCCUCAUGUUGGAAAAAAAAAUAAGUUUUUUUUGUUUGUUUUUUUUCCCCAGCAUUUCAAGAAUGGCUUACGGCACUGUAGAAAUGCUGAUUCAUUAAAGUGUGACUUGGUUUUUAUGUGAUAUAUUGUGGCAUUUGAUUAUUAUUGGCAAAAGACUAUAUUUAUGUUUUCUUGUGUCUGAUUGAUGUUAUGCCUUACAUUUAACUCUGAACAGCUUUUUGGCACAUGAUUGAAAUGAGCUUGUUUGCUUGUGUGAGAAUGUGCUUGUUUUUGCUAAUUAAAGAUUUUACUUUUUA